AUGUCCAACAGCAAGCGACGCUCGUCGCUGUUGCCUCCUCUUCACCAGUCCUCUUUGUCCUCUGCUUCCUCUUCCUCAGGGAACAUCAAUAACACAAACGGGGACAGGAACGACCCCGAAUACUCCUCGCCGUCGUUGCCCUUCUCGCCUUACACCCCUCCAACCUUACUCUCGCAGCGAUUCAACCAUGAGUCCGACAAUGAGGACGGGAACAAUGACUCGUACGACGAUGAUCCCGACGACAGUGACCGCACCGAAGGCUCUGAAAUCACGCCUUCCAUGGCAAAGGCCAACGCAGUCUCCUCCUCUGCUCGACUCAGGGCACCCAAGCGACCUACUUAUGAUCACAGGCAUGAUCGGUGCCAGCAGAGGGUAUAUCUCGAGGAGGAAGAUGUGGAGUUGAUCUUCACCGGACACAGAUUCCGCAAGCAUCGCCUCUACCUCUACUACAUCUUCUGUGUCCUCUCCUUCGGCAUCAUCUUCCUCCUCGGUCGCUGGAUGCCCCGUCACUACAUCGCCUUUGUCGCCCAAAAGUGCGAAAUGAACCAUGCCGAAUUCAUUGUUGUCCAGAACGAGUGGGGCCAGCUAGCAAUGGAGUCGGUGUUCACAAAGUACUAUGGAGGUCCGAUCGACUCGGUCUUCAGUCCCGAGCAGAUGGAGAAGUCAGAGGACGACGAACGCUAUGAUGACACCGUGACGACAGGAACUCUGCAUGAUAUGCGCUACUUUGACUACCAGUACAUCCGCUUCAUCUACAACCCCUCGGCCCAGGCGUUCAUGCAGAACUCGCAAUGGAAGGACUCGGACUGGAACAUGGCCGCCAACUGCGAGCGGGGCAUUGGACGGGAGACUCAUCAGGAACGCACCAUGGUCUUUGGAUACAACCUCAUUGAUGUUCAGGAAAAGACUAUCGCACAGCUGCUCGUUCAGGAAGUUCUCCAUCCAUUCUACGUCUUUCAAGUGUUUUCGAUGGCUCUCUGGUUCGCCGACGAUUACUACUACUAUGCCGCAUGUAUUCUUGUCAUCUCCACGGUCUCUGUCGUCACCGAGUUGGUUGAGACCAAAAAGACCAUGAAGAGGAUGCGCAGCAUGUCCCGCUUUACCUGCAACACCAAAGUGUUCCGCUCUGGACGCUGGCGCUACAUUGGAUCAGAGGAGCUGGUACCGGGAGAUGUGUUUGAGGUGACGGACUCGGACUUGACAGUGUUCCCCUGCGACGCCGUUUUGCUGACAGGAGACUGUAUCGUCAACGAGAGUAUGCUCACAGGAGAAUCCGUCCCCGUCUCCAAGAUCCCUAUCACGGACGCCGCCUUGCAACACAUGGAUCUGUCUCUCGCCAAUAUACCCUCAGAAAUUGCCCGCCACUUUUUGUUUUCGGGAACCAAGAUUGUUCGUGCUCGACCUGGUGUCGCCAAACAGCCCGCAGUAACUGACGCCGCCGACGAAGAAUACGGGACUACUCCGCCCAUGCGUGGAUUGGCUAUGGUGGUUCGGAUUGGAUUCAACACCACCAAGGGAACCUUGAUCCGAUCGAUGCUGUUCCCCAAGCCCAACGAUUUCCAGUUUUAUCGCGACUCUUUCCGGUUCAUUGGAAUCCUCGCCAUGAUUGCCUGCUUCGGAUUCUUGGUCUCGACUGUCAACUUUGUCCGCAUGGGUGUCCCCUUCAAGGCCAUGAUUGUCAAGGCGCUGGACCUCAUUACUAUUGUCGUCCCACCUGCCCUCCCAGCCACCAUGUCGAUCGGUACCAGUUUUGCAAUUGCUCGACUCAAGCGGUCCAACAUCUUUUGUAUCUCCCCCACGCGUGUCAAUAUUGGAGGCAAGAUCAACUGUAUGUGCUUUGACAAGACUGGAACCCUGACCGAGGAUGGGCUCGAUGUGUUGGGUGUACAAUGCCCUGAUAGUGAGACGGGCAAGUUUGGCGAGAUGUUGAGUAACGUCGACGAGAUGCAUCAAGCACCGACUUCUGUUUUGGAGAAGAGUAUGGCGCUCUUGUUUGCAAUGACGACUUGUCACUCUGUCAAGUCUCUCAAUGGCGAGUUGAUUGGUGACCCAUUGGAUCUCAAGAUGUUUGAGUUUACGCAGUGGACUUUGGAGGAGGGUGGACUCGGCGCACGGACAGCCAGUGUCUCGGAAUCGGCUCAGGGUGUCUCAGGUGGAAACGGAAUUGUUUCGACUGUAGUUCGACCUCCAGGUGGCAAGCAGUUCAACCUCGACGACAUGAUUGCCAAGCACAACAACACCUCCCAGUUCUCUGAUUCCAACGAAAGCGGCGCGUUUUUGGAGUUGGGAAUUAUUCGGUGCUUCGAGUUUGUCUCUCAGUUGCGCAGGAUGAGUGUCAUCGUCAAGCGACUCCACAGCCCCGGCAUGGACAUCUUCGUUAAGGGAGCGCCUGAAGUCAUGACCGACAUCUGCAUCAAGGGCUCCCUUCCACUUGACUACCAGGAACGCCUCGCCUUCUAUACUCACCACGGAUACCGUGUCAUUGCCUGUGCCUACAAGGCCAUGCCGACCCUCAACUUUAUCCGCGCCCAGCGACUCAAGCGUGAACAGGCCGAGGCGGAUUUGACGUUUUUGGGGUUCAUUGUUUUUGAGAACAAGUUGAAACCGACGACGGCGCCUGUUAUUGCGACGCUGGGGAAUGCACGGAUCCGGCAGGUUAUGUGUACGGGAGACAAUGUCUUGACGGCCAUCAGUGUUUCGAGAGAGUGUGGGCUUAUUAAUAAGGCGAGAGAGGUGUAUGCCCCUCGUUUUGUUUCUGGAGAUUCUGUUACGGAGACGUCUGAGAUUGUCUGGGAGAACAUUGAUAACGAGCGCAUGACCCUCGACCCCUUCACCCUCAAGCCGGCGACGACGUGGUCGGAUGGAUCGAGCCUUGGACCAGAGUUCCCGCGGUACAGCCACAUGAUGAACGACUAUGUCCUCGCAGUGACAGGAGACUGCUUCCGCUGGAUGGUCGAUUAUGCUUCCACCUCGACUCUGAACAGAAUGUUGGUCAAAGGGCAGAUCUUUGCACGCAUGUCGCCAGACGAGAAGCAUGAGUUGGUUGAACAUCUGCAGGCGAUUGGAUACUGUGUCGGAUUCUGUGGAGAUGGCGCUAAUGACUGUGGAGCUUUGAAGGCUGCGGAUGUGGGAAUCAGUUUGAGUGAAGCUGAGGCCUCUGUUGCCGCACCUUUUACGAGCCGAUCGAACGAUAUCGCCUGCGUUGUCAAAGUCAUCCAGGAGGGAAGGGCGGCGUUGGUGACGAGUUUCAGUUGCUUCAAGUACAUGGCCCUGUACAGCAUCAUCCAAUUCACAACCGUUUCCUUCCUCUACGCCUUUGCCUCCAACCUGGGUGACUUCCAAUUCCUCUACAUCGACCUCGUCCUCAUCCUCCCCAUCGCAGUCUUUAUGGGCCGCACCGAAGCUUUCCCCGUCCUCCACCCCAAACGCCCUACCGCCAACCUUGUCUCCAAAAAGGUUCUGACAUCGCUCAUCGGACAGAUCUUAAUCCAGUCCUUGUUCCAAGGGUGUCUGUUUGUGGUUGUCAGGCAUCAGCCUUGGUAUACCCCACCGGAUUAUGACCCUGCGGAGAAGAAUAUUGAUUGUAUUGAGAAUACGGUGUUGUUCUUGUUGAGUUGUUUCCAGUAUUUGCUGGUCGCUAUUGUGUUCAGUGUUGGGCCGCCUUACCGCAAGCCCAUGGCCUCCAACCGCCCGUUCGUGUUGAUCACAGUAACACUUGUACUCACCUCGGCAAUCAUGGUCCUCUUCUCAACUGCAUGGAUCACCGAACUCAUGCAACUCAUCCAUAUCCCUUUCUCAUUCCGGGUCCUCAUCGUCGUCAUGGCAGGACUCAACCUUGCCCUUUCCCUCGUCUGUGAAGCGUGGGUCUUCCCCCGGUUUUCCAAACUUGUGGGUGAAUGGUGGGGAGGUAGGAAGGCGAAGAAGGAGGCGAGGUACCAGCAGGAGCAGGACGUCUUUGCGUCUCCUCCUUUGCAGAAUGUUGGUGGUCGCGGUGGUGGGGGUUAUGGAACCCAGGAUCUGACGCAGCGGACAGGGCAUCAGGGGCAUCAGAGUGUGGGCAUUGAUGUUGAUGGUGGUGGUGGUGGUGGUGCUGGUAGUGCGGGUGCGGCGGCGGUUGCUGGACAUCCGGUACCCAAGAAAACGUUGAAGAAGAAGUCUUCUGUCAAGAUUUACAAGAUGGUUGAGGACGAGAUGAUGGGCGCAUAG
Molecule: messenger RNA, 4206 nt
Organism: Linnemannia hyalina
Lineage: Eukaryota; Fungi; Mortierellomycota; Mortierellomycetes; Mortierellales; Mortierellaceae
Source: the annotation of a GenBank genome assembly